UUUAUACAUUAUGACCUCAUUCACAAUGACAACUUUUCUGAGUUGAUGUUGUCAAUACACUGUGUCGCUCUUCACAUCGCAUUGAUAUGGUGGCCAAAGUUCUCGGAUAUGUGGAUUACAUUGUGUUCGGCGCCUCUCUGCUAAUAUCCUUGGCAGUUGGAGUCUAUUACUCCCGUUCUGGCGGGAAACAACGGUCCGUGGAGGAGUACCUGAUGGGAAACCGUCGCAUCACGUGUCUUCCGAUAGCCUUGUCUCUGCUGGUAACAUUUCAGUCUGGCAUCAGUCUUCUGGGACUUCCGGUGGAGAUAUAUUACUAUGGAACACAGAUCUACCUGGGGAUCGUGGGUAUGGUUAUAGGGUACACCAUUGUAGCUGCCUUCAUUGUGCCCGUUCUAUAUCCUCUUCAGAUCACGAGUGUAUACGAGUACCUAGAAAUGAGGUUUCAGUCAAGAGUCGUCAGACUGGUGGGUUGCGUCUUGGGACUUUUAUUUACUAUGACGUAUAUGGCAGUUUGUCUAUUCCUUCCAGGCCUGGCUAUGGAGUCCGUGACAGGUUUUCCUAAGUGGGUGUCUAUAUGUGUGGUGGCGGUAGUCGUGGUUAUUUACACCAUGCUGGGUGGGAUAAAAGCCGUGGUUUGGACCGAUGUUAUUCAAUUCAUCGUUAUGUUGGCCGGUAUUCUGACACUUAUAAUCAAGGUCUGUUAUCAAAGAGAUGUAGCAGAAGUUUGGAAAACGGCCCGUGAUGAGGACAGAUUGCAGUUCUUAAAUUUCGAUCCUGAUCCAACGAAUAGACAAACAUUUUGGGCAGUUACCAUAGGGACCAUUACCACGUGGAUAGGAAAUGCUUUGAGCCAAUCAGGAAUCCAAAGGAUAUGCGCAACCGAAUCAGUAGGAGAAGCAAGAAAGUCUGUGAUAUUUAAUUUGCCGGCAGCCGUUUUGUACGAGACUCUGGUCACGUUUUUAGGUAUCGCCAUCUUCACCUACUACUCAAUGGCCAAAUGUGAUUUACAGACCGCGGGGCUCGUCCAAAGUUCAAACGAGAUUGUGCCGUAUUUUAUGAUGGAACAGCUGUCGGAAAUACCCGGAUUGGCUGGCCUCUUUCUGGCAUGCCUCUUCAGUGCCACUUUAAGCACCCUGUCAUCCGGUCUAAGUGCCAUCUCUGCCCUCAUUUGGGAGGACAUUAUACAGCCUCAUUUCCAGUGUUUUUCCCUACGGCAAGGUUCCAUUGUCACCAGAACCACAGUUCCUGUUUCCGGUAUCGUCAUCGUUGGAAUGUCAUUUCUCGCGAUGAGUUUACCUGGGACGAUAACACAGAUUACAAUGGGGACUUUGUCUGCAUCAUCCGGACCUCUGGUGGGGGUUUACCUGUUAGGGAUGAUGUUUCCAUGGGCAACGGCCAAGUCCGCCAUUGUGUCCGGGGUACUGGGGUUUUCCCUCUGUCUCUCAAUGACGAUCGGAUCUAAUCUAUACCCUGCAAAUUACCCAAAGCUCCCACCUGUACCUACAUACGGAUGUCCUGGCCUGAAUUCUACUCUCACUGAACCGAAUAAUAUCACCUUUCUUCCUGUUAAUGCCACGAGUACGAGGGACUUUGAUCGCAGGCUUAUUGAUGACAAAGCACUUCCUUUUUAUGCUGAGAAUUCUACAUUGGUUCCAGCCGAUGGACAAAGUAAAGAUGAUGUCACACCUUGGUUGUUUCGUGUUUCUUUUCUAUGGUACCACGUGAGUGGUGUCGUCACUACCCUCUUUAUUGGAGUCGCUCUGUCUAUUCUAACAGGUGGACUUAAUGACCUGCCAUGCGAAGAGAGAUUUGUCUUCCUGUUUGUCAGAAAUCUUAGAUGCUACCAAAAGCAAUUGAAUAUAAACAGAUCGUUGGCCCACUACUCGGUAUUUAGGGCGUCCUUCCGGUCGAAAGACGACAGCGAAAACCGCGCGUCUUUCCGAUCUACAGAAAAAUACAAAAAUGGGGCGCAAAGCAGAUCUGCACGACUAUAGUGGACUUGGAAAAAGAAAAUCAUUCUACUUACCGGAUGAGGACUGAUCUGUUGGUUUUGUCAGAACAACUGUAAAUUAAAUAUAGAUAUAUUUGUAAAAUUUAAAAAAAAAUUCUUUCUUUC
Molecule: messenger RNA, 2116 nt
Organism: Ostrea edulis (European flat oyster)
Lineage: Eukaryota; Metazoa; Mollusca; Bivalvia; Ostreida; Ostreidae
Product: sodium-coupled monocarboxylate transporter 1-like
Exons: 16
Coding region: 87-1994 (635 amino acids)
Biological process (GO): sodium ion transport; transmembrane transport
Cellular component (GO): membrane
Molecular function (GO): symporter activity
Source: RefSeq, a predicted model, not a curated record